This is a messenger RNA of Daktulosphaira vitifoliae (grape phylloxera), 726 nucleotides long. It is a transcript of the gene Pfdn5, whose product is annotated as prefoldin subunit 5. The transcript is spliced from 2 exons. The coding region runs from base 142 to 591 and encodes 149 amino acids. Gene Ontology annotation, biological process: protein folding; regulation of DNA-templated transcription. Gene Ontology annotation, cellular component: prefoldin complex; cytoplasm. The record is from RefSeq and is a predicted model, not a curated record. Lineage: Eukaryota; Metazoa; Arthropoda; Insecta; Hemiptera; Phylloxeridae.
UACUGAUAAAUUUUAAAUACGGCCAUUAGCAUGUUUUUGAUAAGAAUAUCACACUUAUUUCUCAUUUAUUUUAUUCAUGUUAAUCAAAAGUAAAGAAAUAAUUAGUACAAUUACAAGUCAUAAAAUUCAGGUUUUGCAAACAUGGCACAACCUCAACUAAUUGACUUAAAGAAAUUAAAUGUUCAACAAUUGGCUAAAAUGAAGGAACAAAUGUAUAAAGAAGUUAGUUUAAUUCAAGAUUCACUUCAAUCUCUAAAAAUUGCACAAAAACGUUAUUUGAGCUCUCAAGAAGCAUUAGAAAGUACCAAAGGUCGACCAACUGGUACAUCAUUAAUGAUACCAUUAACAAAAUCAAUGUAUGCUGCCGGACAAUUGGCUGAUCCUGAAUAUGUUACCGUAUGCAUAGGAGCUGGUUACUACUUGCGUCUUGAAAUAGAUGAUGCGAUUCAAUAUUUUAAAAGACGUGUUAACUUUCUUGUUGAACAAAUGGAAAGCAUUCAACAAAUUGGAAUUGAAAAACAGAAACUUCAAAAUGUUAUAACAGAAGUACUAGAGAUCAAAUUACAGCAAGCACAAACUGAAAAUAAAUAAAAAUAGCUUUAACUAAAUUCAUUUUUAAUCUAUGUUCCCUAAUAUUUAAUUAAAACAUUUAUGUUGUUUGUAUACUUCUUUUAUUAACAUUUUAUUUAACAACAUAAAAAAUAAGUUUCUCUAAGUACUUUAAUG